CUUAACUAAAAAUAAAUGCCAUUAUCUUGUUCCCUCUGGUCUUCAGUUAGUUUCACCUGUGAAGCUGACAGAAAAUGGAGAUCCAACCACAACGAUGUCACUCCAACAUGUAUACCUGUCUGUGGCUAGCCCACAAAACACAUCUCUGCCUAUCAGAGGAUCUUUGGAGGCAGUGAAGCUCCAGACAAUACCAUCCCCUGGCAAGUGUUAUUGAGUAUAGAUGGACAAAGAGCAGGAGGCAUGGUGAUUGCAGACCGCUGGAUUAUGACCGCAGCUCAUGUCCUAACACAUAAUGGAAAUACAGCAUCACACGAGACUGUACGGGUUUACAUGGGACUUACUGAUGUUAAAACCCUGACGGACUCUCCUGCGUUUGCUGCCUCAGUCCACAUUCACCCCAAAUACAACAACCCCAACGGCUUAGACUACAACAAUGACAUUGCCUUGAUCAAACUGCAAGACCCAAUCACAUUCAAAUCAUCCAUUAUGCCAAUAUGUUUGCCAGCAGAGGGUGCCACAUACGUCACUGGCAUGAUGGGACUGGUGUCAGGCUUUGGCAUUACAGAAACAGCCGACAGCCGACGGAUUUUAACAAAUAAGCUGAAGUUCGUGCAGCUCCCUGUGGUGGAGCAGGAGACAUGCAGUAAUUCAAUCACUGUGGCGAAGAGGACAAAGGACAACGUACCAACAAAUAACAUGUUUUGUGCUGGAGUCCCUGAAGGUGGGAAGGACUCCUGCCAAGGUGACAGUGGAGGCCCCUUCACCCUAAGUGAAGACGGAUGGUUCUGGGCUGCUGGGAUUGUCAGCUGGGGGGUUGACUGCGGACAGCAGGGAAAAUAUGGCGUCUAUACCAGAGUCACUAACUACAUGGACUGGAUCAACAAGACUAUGCAGGAGAACUGAAUUUACUAUAUUUCA
Molecule: messenger RNA, 918 nt
Organism: Siniperca chuatsi (mandarin fish)
Lineage: Eukaryota; Metazoa; Chordata; Actinopteri; Centrarchiformes; Sinipercidae
Gene: c1s.2
Product: complement component 1, s subcomponent .2
Exons: 4
Biological process (GO): proteolysis
Molecular function (GO): serine-type endopeptidase activity
Source: RefSeq, a predicted model, not a curated record